AUGUCCAUAUACAAUCUCCAUACAGAUGGCUACAAGUACUGGCACCAGGCAGAGGUUGCCAAGACGACCACACACACCUACUGGACGCCGCCUCACCAGUCGAAUGCUGCCGACACAGAGAUCACGUCCUAUGUUCUUCUGACGUACGCCGAGAAGUACGACUUCACUGGAGUGCUGAACAUCAUGAAGUGGAUGACGUCCCAGAGACUCCCCCAUGGAGGAUUCUCCUCGACACAGGACACCGUGCUGGCACUGCAGGCUCUAUCACAGUUUGCCAAGAUGGCGUAUGCCAAGAAUUUUGACAUCCAGGUUCAUCUUAAAGCAGGCAGUUUCUCUCACAGCUUCUCCAUCAACCAGAGGAACGCGCUAGUCCUGCAGAAGGUCGAGCUUCCGUCGAUUCCAAGCAACGUGCAGGUGACAGCCACGGGACAUGGCAUCGCGCUAGUUGAUGUGGCGGUGUUCUUCCACGCGGAUGCCGAGGUGGAGGCGCCGUCGUUUGAGAUGACGGUCGAGCUACUGGAGGAGACCAUCAAUAGUCUCAGUGUGAAGACGUGUGUAAGGUAA
Messenger RNA from Gigantopelta aegis, 564 nucleotides. RefSeq names its product alpha-2-macroglobulin-like. The coding region runs from base 1 to 564 and encodes 187 amino acids. Gene Ontology annotation, cellular component: extracellular region. The record is from RefSeq and is a predicted model, not a curated record. The transcript has 4 exons. Lineage: Eukaryota; Metazoa; Mollusca; Gastropoda; Neomphalida; Peltospiridae.